CGUUGGGCAGGGCCAGGGGCUGGUGGCACUGAGUGCUGGCAGCUGCCAGGUCCCAUCCCGGCUGUGCUCUGCAGGUGCUGCUGGAAGAUGAGCCCAGAAACAAACUGCGCACGGCGGUGGGGUGGAACGCCAUGCUUGCCAUUGCUUACCUGCCCAUCCCUCCCGGGGACCCCUGUACGAGAUCUCGAGGCACUGCUCCAAAUACCCAAGUGUGACUGGCUCCUCUCUCUUUGCAGUGCAGUGGAGAGGGUGCUGGAGGGCAAGGAGGCAAGCCUCCUCCAAGCCUGCUUCUCUAGUGUCUUCUUGCUUCCUCCAGAAGAGAAAAUGCAGGAUAUGGGCCAUUAUCUCUUCUUAAAAGUAAGUGCUUGGUGAACUGCAGGACCCAACAGUCCCUCUGGCUGCUCCCUGUUCACCCCAUGCUGAUAUAUAACCAGAAAGACAAGGCAGGGUUGUUCUCAGCUCUGCAUUCACACCCUCAUGCCUUCAUCUGCUGACAGUUGGCCUGGCCACAUCCAGUGCCAACUGCUGCUCUGCCCGUAGCAGAUUAUUUGCCUCUGAGUCUCUCCCAGGCACAGCAAAUCAGCACAGGAGUUGCCUCUUGGCACUGAGAGUUCAUAUCAGUCCCCCGUGUGUGAAACAGAUGACAGGAAACACGGCCAAAACUCGUUGUCUCCUUGCAGACCAUGGAAGCCAUGGACAACAUGCUACAGGCAUUGGUGCUCGGCUCUUCAGCCUCCAGAGUCAGCGAGCUGCUCCAGAAUAUCUUCCAGGUCUGGCGUGUGCAAAGAGUGGGCUUCACAAGGACUGUUCCUCACCCUGGGGGACAGGGUGUCCACUCUGGAGUGGACAGUCCCACCCGGUGCCGUGCAGAGAGAGCGCUGCCGGGAGGGUGCCCACCUCCCCGGGGAACCAGGGGCUGCCCGCCAGGCUCUUCCGCAGCACAGUGGCCGCAGAGGGUGACAUCUGCCUCCCUGCCUGCCCACAAGGCCCAGGGCAUUUGUUCCAAGCCUGCCAGGGGCCCGAGGGCCAGAAGCCCACUACAGGCUUUGCUCGAGAACAGAGUCCAGCCCAGGAGUUGAGUGGUGCUACUUCUGCUGGAGCGGUGGCUGCUCCCAAGGCUCACCAGCAGCUUCUCUCUUCCCAGAUGCUCUUGACCUUCGCCACCUCUGAGAGAAAAUGUGUGCAGGAGAGGGCUGUGGGGAGGAUUGAGAAGAUGAGCUCUGCGCUAUUCAGACAUCCCACACUGGCGUCCUGUGCGAGAUACCUCAGAACUUCUGAAAGGACAGAUGUCCUUGUGUUCAUCGAGGUGAUGAGACACACCAGCAUCUUUGACAAGAAGCGGGCAACAGACUUGCUGGACAUGGUCAUGGAAUUCCCUGACUUCUGGCUGGCGGAUGUAAGUGGCCAGUGGCUGGGUUGCCCUACCAGGCUUCAGCCCUGUCAGGCCUUGUUCCUUCCUCCAUCCCUACCCCCCAACCCCUGGUGUCUCAGGAAUGUGAAGCCACAUGAAGGUGGCAGAGAGGAAUGGGAAGGACAGCUGAGGAAGUGGCUGCACUCCAGAGACAGCGCCAUCCUCACCUGUAUCUCCUCCAGCUGCCAAAGAUCAUGAGAUGCAUCCACAAAAACCUGGACAGCUUCAACACAGCACCAGCUCGGCAGAGCGUGGAGUCCCUGCUUCUGCUCAUGGCUGACAGAAGACCAUGACAGAAGAUAGUCUGUGAGUCCCAUACUAAAAUAGAGCAAGUACCAAUUGAACAACGGACAAAAGAGCUUGUUAAGAAUGCCAUGAUAAAAAGAGGUGACUGCUUAAAGUUGCCAGGAGCAGAAUUUGUAAAGAUAUGAUGAUUUCAUAAUAUUGGGUAUUGCACGUAUGAAAAGUGGACCACCAAAACAGUAUAUGAAAAGGUUGAGCGAGCCUAUUGGGAAUGUAAAGAUCAGGAUAAUCAGAACAUAACUGAAUCAUGGGAUAACAUGUGGACGUUGAGUAUAGUACAGCAAUAUCAAUAUAGCGAAGCAUUUCCAUGGUGUAUACGAUGGACCAAUGUAACAAGAGGAGUAACAGUACCGUGGUGGAAUUGCUCUCAAGUAAUGACCUGCCAGACAGAUGUGAAAGAAAUACCUCUGUCCAUCAUUAAAGUUGCAGUAAUCGCAGGUUGCAUUUGUCAGAAACAAUUGGAUCCAAAGGAAGCAAUCAAAAUAGGCAUUGAUGGAGAUAAGAUAGAUUGUAGAGGAACUAUAGGUAGUGUGGGACAUUUGGUUUGGGCCUUAAGUGAUGGAACCUGGACAACACAUUUACCGAUAGCAGGAUCAGUAAGGGAGGUUACUUUGGGGUUACCAACCCUAUGUCCCAUUUGGAAAAGGUCACCCUUGAAGAAUAGGCAAGAACUCCUACAAGUUAGGCACAAGCGAGAGAUAGAUGAAGACGAUGUGUGGCACGAGCCAUUGGGUAGUGUUAAAUUCGGCUGGGCAUUAGAAUCUUUCUUUGCACCAAUCGCAGCCUAUAGAAACAGAGAAAUGAUUGACAGAUUAAUUGGACAGAUGGAUCGAUUGGCAAGGGUAACCAAAAAGGGUUUUCGAGAAUUCAAUAUACAAUUGCAAGCUACGACCAAAAUGACUUUGCAGAACAGAAUGGCACUUGACAUAAUGUUGCUAAAAGAAAAUGGGGUUUGUGGAUAUUUAAAAGAUAGGGUUGACCACUGCUACAUUCAUAUCCCAAACGUAACCUCUGAAGUGGAAAAAGAUAUUUCCCAAUUAACCCAAACAGAAGAAGAACUGCAAGCGGAAAAACAAGAUGUAGAGCAGAGCUGGGUUGGGGCCUUGCUAAGCAAAUUGAACCUGAACCUGGGAGGAUGGGUACAUUAGUUAUUGGAGAGUUUAUUUUUGCUUGCCAUUAUAGUUGCUCUUUUCUUUUUGCUUUAUGCUUGUAUUAAGCAUCAAAUAAGUCAAUCAAAGGCAAGGAACGACCGCAUCUUUACUGUCCUUAGCAGAUCCACUUUUGACAACCCUCCAGCUUAUAAGGAAAAUAUAAUGUAGUGAAAAUGCAUUGUCUAGGAAUAGAAAAGCAUUUUCAAAGGGGGGAAAUGUUAUAGUUGAAUUGAAUUUUGUGGGCUGUGUUUUGAUUCUGUAGACCGUAUCCAAGAUUCUUAGCUUUGAUACUGUAUCCAGGUUCAGAAUGUGCAUUCAAGCAUGAUUUUAUAUAACCAUACCCUAUUCCUGAAAUUGACAUAGAUUUAUGACAUAUUCUUUAGAACAGGUAACUUAAAACAUACCCUAUUCUUAAGAUUGAUAUAGAUUUAUGAUAUAUUCUUUAAAACAGGUAACUUAGAAAUAACUGAUAAACAUGCGAAUGUUACUUAGCAUUGCUUAGAUAGAUAAUUUGUGUUAGAAUAGGUGUGGAAUAUGCUAAUGGUUGUCAAGAAUUGUAAUGCAUAUGUAUGUGAUCAAAUUGUAUAAAUAUGGUGUAAACUGAAUCAGUGGCUGAAGCCAGCUUUGGGUGCGAACCCCUGGUUUCCCAGCGCUGAAAUAAAGCACCGCAUAUAACUGCA
Messenger RNA from Columba livia (rock pigeon), 3545 nucleotides. RefSeq lists its product as uncharacterized. The transcript has 2 exons. Bases 641 to 1609 code for a protein of 322 amino acids. Lineage: Eukaryota; Metazoa; Chordata; Aves; Columbiformes; Columbidae. The record is from RefSeq and is a predicted model, not a curated record.